Messenger RNA from Theobroma cacao (cacao), 2752 nucleotides. RefSeq names its product golgin family A protein. NCBI's taxonomy places the organism in Eukaryota, Viridiplantae, Streptophyta, Magnoliopsida, Malvales, Malvaceae. The record is from RefSeq and is a predicted model, not a curated record.
UUCAGCCCCUGUGUACAGUCUGUAUUCAUCAGGAGUACAUAACAUUUCCUCUUCCUAGUGCUGCGAAAGCCAUCACGAAAAGGUCUCUCUUUUUUCUUCUAGGGUUUGCUUCUGAAUCUGACAUCUCAAUCUUUCCCUUUUAUUUUUCUCUCUCUCUCUCUCUCUCUCGUUGUCCCUUUUGUUUCUCAGCUUCCAAACAGUUCCAGGUACAACUCUGGAGCGAGCCAUGAACUUGACGGCUUGUAAGAUCUAAUAACCAAAAUUAAGACUGAAAAAGAAGGGCCGAGCUAACUCAGCGAGUCAAAAAAAAAAAAGAUGAUGAUGCCGAUGCAAAACCUGGACAACAUUGACAUGGAAAGUUUUCUCCCUGGCAAAAUCAGGAAACGAGGGUGUUCAUCUUCAGCUUCAUCGUCAUCAUCCGUAAUCCAAAACUACAGAUUCAAGAGAGCUAUUUUAGUUGGUAGCAAAAGGGGUGGAUCCAGUACGCCCGUGCCCACCUGGAAGCUGAUGAUGAGAUCACCAUCAACGGCGUCAAUGUUGAGAGCUACGGAGUCUCCCAAGUAUGCCGGAUCACAAAGUGGGAGUAAAGUGAAAGGACAAGGGCAGGGGCAGCAGCAGCCGAUUUCGGCGAGGAAGCUGGCGGCGACGCUGUGGGAAAUGAAUGAGAUACCGUCACCGAGAAGAAAGGAAGGCAAUGACGAGAGGAGGAGGAGGAAAGAAGGGAGAGAAAGGGGGGUGGCUAGAUCGGUUCAUUCGGGUUCUUUGCCUCCUCACUUGUCUGAUCCCUCUCAUAGCCCUGUUUCUGAGAGAAUGGAUCGAUCUGGAACAGGUAGUCGCCAGAGAAGAGCGUCAUCAGUUUCCCACAAGCUAAGGCUUACAGACCAUAAUGUUGGCGUACUGGAUUCUAUUAGCAAUGCCAGCUUAAUGGAGAUUGAAACUAAAUCUCAUGCCCAGACUCCCACAGGAUCCACAGUUGGAUUUAAGACUCGUUUGAAGGAUGUUAGUAAUGCCUUGACAACAUCCAAAGAGCUAUUAAAAAUUAUCAACCGCAUGUGGGGUCAUGAAGAUCGUCCUUCAUCAAGCAUGUCCCUUAUUUCAGCCUUACAUGCUGAGUUAGAAAGGGCUCGUCUGCAAGUCAAUCAACUUAUCCAAGAGCAGCGCUCAGACCAACAUGACAUCAACUAUUUGAUGAAGUGCUUUGCUGAAGAAAAGGCAGCAUGGAAAAGCAAGGAGCAGAAAGCUGUUAAGGCUGCUAUUGAGUCCAUUGCUGGUGAACUUGAGGUGGAGAGAAAGCUGAGGAAACGUUUUGAAGGCUUAAACAAGAAGCUUGGGAAAGAACUAGCUGAGACAAAGACAUCUCUUCUGAAAUCAGUGAAAGAACUUGAAAGUGAGAAAAGGACAAGGGUGGUGAUUGAGCAAGUAUGUGAUGAACUAGCCAGGGAUAUCAGUGAAGAUAAAGCUGAAAAGGAAGAGCUGAAGCGAGAGUCUGCAAAGGUUCGUGAAGAGGUUGAAAAGGAAAGGGAGAUGAUGCAGUUAGCUGAUGUGUUGCGUGAACAGAGAGUUCAAAUGAAACUUUCAGAGGCCAAAUAUCACCUUGAGGAGAAAAAUGCAGCUGUUGAUAAACUUAGGAGUCAACUUGAAACUUUUCUAGGUACAAAAAGAGUUAAAGAAAAAGGGCGUGUUUCUCUAAAUGAACAAAAUACUAACAGUGAGGAGAUUGCUGCCUAUCUAAACAGAGCCCAUUUUGGUCCUCAUCCCAGUGAGGAAAACGAAGAGCAUGGAGAAGUUGAAGAUGUGGUAGAAUGCGAAGAAGACUCAGGUGAAAGUGAUCUUCACUCCAUUGAAUUAAAUAUGGACAACAACAACAAGAACUACAAGUGGGCUUAUGCUCCUGGUGCCACUCGUGAUUCAAGAGAUCCUCUAAUAAAUGAAGAAGACAUCACAGGUAGAAAAUCUACCUCCAGCAGAUUACCAAGGAAAAGUACUUCUCUACAAAGGAGCAUAUCGGAUGGAGUUGAUUGGGGCAUCCAAAAUGAAAGGCUUCAAAAUUCAGGUGAUGAUUUAGAGUGGGGUAGAUUUGCUGAACUGGAGAAGCAAGUAGAAACAAAAGGUUAUGGAGAUGAAAUGCAUGGAUAUAAAGCAGUGAAGGGUCUUAGGGAACAUCUUUUAUCUGGUUCUAGAACAGGUAGAGUUUAUGCUAGUCCAACACGCGCUUCAAGAGAUGUUGGCAAUGUAACUCAAGACAGGCCCCCUUUGGUGCCUGGUAGUGUUUUGAAGUCUAGGCUGGCAGAAUCCAGGGGUGAAGCCCAUAAUGCUAGAAAAUCAAGAUGGUGAGAAAUACAAUUUUGUUGAGUAUGCUUCGUUCUCUAUAUCUAGCUCCUCUCGACUAGCAGAAGUCAACUCCGGAUGUGGAAGUUGUUUUAGGUCAAGCUUGUCAAGAAGAUUUGGAUGGAGAUGAGUUUCAUUUUUUGUUGCUUAGUGCUUUGUGUGAUGUCUGUAGAGGUGCUCAAAUUGCAAUGAUCGCUGCUUGAUAUGCACCAAUAUCUGGACCAUCCGUAGGAUUGAGCAUCUUUGUAGAGCUUUUCCCUUUCUUUUUAAGGAAGCUGUGCUAAUUGAUUUAAACUUACUUUGUACAAAACCUUCUAGUAUAACAUAAAUGUAAAAUAUGCUAGAAGUGUUCAAAAUUUGCUUGCCCUAUGUGCUUUUCCUUGUGUUUUAGUUUAUCAGUUAGCCCUUGUGUCAUUUAAGUAUA